Eimeria tenella is the source of this 3702-nucleotide messenger RNA. RefSeq lists its product as uncharacterized. The coding region runs from base 1 to 3702 and encodes 1233 amino acids. Lineage: Eukaryota; Apicomplexa; Conoidasida; Eucoccidiorida; Eimeriidae. The transcript has a single exon. The record is from RefSeq and is a predicted model, not a curated record.
AUGCCAGCAAUACCUCUCUUCGAGGGAGAGCACUCCCUCCCUCUCAAAGCCCCCCACCCUUCGCCGCAGAUACAACAACAGCAGCUGCUGCUGCAGCAGCAGCAGCAGCUGCUGCUGCAGCAGAAGUGCUGCGACGUUGGGCGGCACUCGCUUGCAUGCAGCGACGGCGCAGCAGCAGCAACAGACAAGCAGCUGGUCCAGUGGUCUUUUCUGGCCUUGCCGCUGCCGUGUUCUUGCUGCAGCACCCCUCCGCCGCAGCAGCUGCUGCAGCCGCUGCCCUGCAGCAGCAGCAGCUUUGCUGCGCUGCAGCUGCUUCCGCAAGACCUCGUGGCUGUGACCUUCUGCUGCUGCGUGCAGCAGCUGAGAAAAGAUAAGGCCCUUCCCCUCAAUCCAAACAAAAUGUGGAAGCCUGUCAGAAAAAGAAUAUACAGACACAAGUGCUGGGACUACGCAAACUUGCUGGCGCAGCAGCAGCAGCAACAGCUGCAGCAGCAGCAGCAGCAACAGUUCCAGCAGCAGCAGCAGCUGCUGCUGCAGCAGCAAGAAAAUUAUGAGCGAAACAAUGAGGCUACCGCGGCAGCAGCCACGGAGGCGGCAGAGUCCGCAGCCGCGAAAGACCCCACCGCCGCCCCGGGGGCAGCAGCAGCAACAGCAGCAGCAGCAGCAGCAGCUGCUGCUGCUGCGGAACUGGCAGCUGAAGGCGUCGAUGUUGCUUUGCUGCAGCGGCUUCUGAUUCGCGAGCUCUGCGGCCGCUUAUUCGUUUGGUUUUAUUUCGACGCUGCGAGGAAAGUGCUUGCUGCCCCCUGCAGCAGCAGCAGCAGCAGCAGGAAGGGCAGCAAGAGCGGCAGCGUGCCUGUGACAACGGAGUGGAUAGAAUGCGCGUACGCUGCUUUGCUGCAGACACCCACAUGGAGAUUUGCUGCCUACCUUCCCUUCUGCUGCGCGCCCCACCCCGAUGAUGCUGCUGCUGCUGCUGCUGCUGCUGCGGAUCACUGGCAGCAGCAGCAGCAGAAGCAGCAGCAACAGGCCAGCGCACCAGUGCAGCAGCUAGCGGAGGCGUUCGAUAUAGAUAUGCUGCUAAGGCCUGGCAGCAGCUACAGCGACUCCGAGGAAGAAGAAGCAGCACUAGCAGCAGCAGCGGCAGCAGAGGCGACAACAACAGCAGCGACGGCAGCAACUUCAGCUGCAGCAGCACCAGCAGCUGCUUCUCCUGAGCCAAAGCUCACCGAGCAGGCGCCAGCAGCAGCAGCAGCAAAUGCAGCAGAUGUGCCAGCGGAGGCAACAGCAGAACCAGCCCUUGUGGCGGCCUAUAUAGCACCUGUUGCACCAGCGGCAGCAGCUGCUGCUGCAGCAAGUUCAUCUUCUACUGCUGCACUUGCUGCUGCAGCAGCAAGUGCAGCAGUAGAAGGUGCACCAGCAGCAGUCGUUACGGCAACAACUACAGCAGCAGCCGCAGCAACAGACACUCUAGCAACUACAGCAGCAACAGCUGCAGCAGCAGCUUCAGCAACAGCUGCAGCAGCAGAAGCAACAGCAGCAGCAACGGGAGAUGCAGCAGCAACAGCAGCAGCAACAAAAGAGGCAGAUGUUCUAAGCGGACGCAGAAGCCGCAGAUCGACAGUCGACUUCUCAGUCGCACCGACGCAGCAGCUGCCUCACGUGCUUCAGCAGCAGCAGCAGCAGCAGGAGCAGCAGCAAGAGUGGUCAACAGAGCAGCAGCAGCUGCAGCUGCACCAGCAUCUACCGCCGCCAGAGCAGCAGCAACAACAGCAACAGCAAGUGCAGCAUCGGCAGCAAAGGAGGCAGAAGCACCAGAUGCUCAAUCCUGUGCAGAAGGUGGAUCAGAAGCGCCAGAAAAAGCAGCAGCAGCAGAAACAGCAGCAGCAGCAGCAGACAGAGCAGCAGCAGCAGCAGACGGAGCAGCAGCAACAGGUGCAGCGGGAGCAUCAGCAGCUGCUGGAGUUGCAACAGCAGCAGCAAGCGCAGCUGCAAGAGCAGCCGCAGCAACAGCAGAAGGUACGUCCGAGAAAGCGUGGCAGCACCGAUAGCAGUCACAGCAGCAGCAGAAGCAGCAACAGCAGCAGCAACAGCAGCAACAGCAGCAGCCGCAACAGCGUGGACAAGCGGCCGCGGCUUUCCUUUAAGCGUUUAGAUGCUGCAACAGAAGCAGCAGCGGCCGAAACGUCAGCAGCGGCAGCAGCAGCAGCUCCAGAGGCGAAAGCUGACGCAGCAGCAGCAGCAGCAGCUGAAGGCGCAGCAGCAGCACUGAAAGGCUCAGCAGCAAGAAAAGCAUAUAGCAAUGGGGACGAUGUUGCAGUCAUCCUGUCUGACGAAGAGCCGCAGCAGCAGCAGCAGAAGCAGCAGCAAGCAGGUCAAAGCAGCAACAAGCAGCAGAAGAAGCGGCAGCAGGUGCUGCUCGUAGAGCAGCGUGAUUCAUGUGAAAUGGAGGAGCAGCAACAGCAAGAGCAGCAGCCGCAAGAGCAGCAGCAGCAGCAAGAGCAGCAGCAAGAGCAGCAACAAGAGCAGCAAGAGAAGCAGCAGCAAGAAGAGCGGCAAGAGCAGCAGCAGCAAGAGCGGCAGCAAGAGCAGCAACAAGAGCAGCAGCAGCAGCAGCAGCAGCAAUCUGAUGAUGACGACCUCGUCGAUUUUGAAGAGGCGGUGUCGCCUAGCGAAGAUGCAAGAACAGCAACAGCAGCAAAGGACAGCAGCAGCGGCAGCAGCAGCAGCAGCCUGCUGGAGCUGCUGGGCAGCAGCAGCAGCACGGAAGUGAUCGCGGAAGCGUGCAGAGGAGCAGAAGCAGCAGCAGCAGCAGAUGCCAACAGCAGCAGACGCAGCAGCGUCUGCAGCAGCACAGUUCCUUCUCCCUAUAGAGCUCUGUUUGCUCCUAGCAAUUCGCUGCAGCCGACCCAGCAGCAGCAGCAGAAGCAGCAGCAGCCAAAGUUGUGGCAGCGCCUGCAGCAAGAAGUUGAGGAAAUAUUCAGCGACCCACAGGCGAGCGGCAGCAGCAGCAACCGCAGCAGCAGCAGCCACAGCAGCAGUUCCACCCCUAGUCGUGCAGACAUGCGCAAGAAUGGGACUGCAGCAGCAGCAGCAGCUACUGCAGCAGUGUCAGCAGCAGCAGCAGCGACGGCAGCAGAAAUGGAGGAAGCAGCGCCUGGUUCACCGGUGCUGCUGCAGCACGCGGCGAAGGCCCACAAGCAGCGAAAAGCAGCAGCAGCAGCAGCACGCAGCAAUCUGCUGGGGGACCCUGACUCCAGAGCAGCAGCAAAGUGUUUCUUGACUCAGGUGGACCGGAAGCUGCAGCGGCUGCAGCAGCAGGCGCGCCCAGCAGCAGCAGCAGCAGCAGCAGCAGCUAUGCCCACUCCAACGGCGGCAACGGGAGCAGCAGCAGCGGGACGUCCCUCGCGGAAGCUUGGGGCUACAGCCGCAGCCGUGUCUAGGGGCAAGAGCAGCAAGGCCAAAAGCAGCAGCAGCAGCAGCAGCAGCGCGCUGCCUCGCCUUGGUCUCUCACGGCCGCGCUUUACCCCGCAGCAGCACAAGACAGCAGCAGCGCCUGCUGCUGCUGCCGCAGCAAGAGCUACCAGCAGCUCCUCAGCCCUUCCGCGCCUGAAGCGGCAGCAGCAACAGCAGCAGCGGCAGCAGCAGCAGCGGCGGGCUAUGAGCAGCAGCGCCCUCCCCGCCGUGAGCCCCUGGAGCCAUUAG